Molecule: messenger RNA, 2517 nt
Organism: Cuculus canorus (common cuckoo)
Lineage: Eukaryota; Metazoa; Chordata; Aves; Cuculiformes; Cuculidae
Gene: SYNC
Product: syncoilin, intermediate filament protein
Exons: 5
Coding region: 389-2038 (549 amino acids)
Cellular component (GO): intermediate filament
Source: RefSeq, a predicted model, not a curated record
CCCGCAGCAUCCAGGCUCUGCCGAGCGCACCGGGGUCCAAGCGAUGACACCCGAGCCGGCCGUUGCCUGGUUAUAUCCACAAAACAGCCCCGCGCGGGGCCGGGGUAUCCUCUUACGGAGCGAGAACAGCUGAGCCUCCUCAAUCCGCACCCUGCGCUUGGCAGCCCACCAGAUAAACCCAAGCGGCCUCGGCCGCUGCCAUUGCCCCUCCGUCCCCGCCAAGGGUUGUGGGACCCACAACGACCCACAGCUCGAGCUCAAGAUAGAUAUUUAUACACACAACUCGUGUGAAUUAACAGCAUUCCUCUCCUACUGAGUCAAAAGUCUCGGCACAAAUAGAGGCGCUUCAUGGAAAAAAAGGGAUAAAAGGAAGCUCUGCUCCCACGGGAUGGACGUGCACGGGUAUUUUAAACCUGGUUCUGGCAGCGCAGCAGCGAGCGUGGCAUGGGCAAGGGACCUGAUGGCAGAGCCCGAGCCCCCUCCGGAGCUGCAGCUGGAUGAAGCUGGAGCAUCCUCAGCCCCGCAGGGAGCAGCUGUAGGUGCUGCUCCACACCCGGACUUUUUGCGCAGCCCAUUAGACCCGGCGGUGGGGGUGAUGCCCACUGGAGAUGGGGCAGAUGGUGAGGACGCUUUGUUGGAGCUAAAUGAGCCGGGACCCCAGCUGGAUGAGGAUGCAGCCAGGGCCAAGAUCCCGCUGGAUGUGGAUGUGGCAGGAAUCACGCUGGACGUGGAUGCAGACAGAGUAGAGAUCCCCCUGGAUGUGGAUGCAGCAGGAAACCCACUGGAUGUGGAGGUAGACAGAGUAGAGAUCGCCCUGGAUGUGGAUGCAGCAGGAAUCCCACUGGAUGUGGAGGUAGAGAGAGUAGAGAUCCCCCUGGAUGUGGAUGCAGCAGGAAUCCCACUGGAUGUGGAGAUAGACAGAGUAGAGAUCCCCCUGGAUGUGGAUGCAGCAGGAAUCCCACUGGAUGUGGAUGCAGAUGGAGCAGGGACCCUUCUGUACAUGGACACAGAUGGAGCAGGGGUCCCGGUGGAUGCGGAUGCAGAUGGGGCAGGGAUCCCACUGGACACGGAUGCAGAGGGGGCAGGCAGCCCCCUGGGUGCGGAUGGCACGGAGCAUCCGUACCUGACCCUGGAAGAGCUCGGGGACUACUUCCAAGAGUGCAUCGAAGCUGUUGAGCAGCUGGAGAAAGAGCGAGACGGCCUGAUUGCGGAGCUGAGCCAGCUCCGGGAGCCGGCGCUGCAGGAGAUCCGCCAUGCCCACGAGGAGAUCCAGGCGGCUUGCCGGCUGCUGGCCAAGGUGGAGCUGGAGAGGGACAACCUGAAGGAUGAGAUCCGGCAGAUCAAGCAGAAGCUGUUCAAGGUGACGAAGGAGUGCGUGGCCUGCCAGUACCAGCUGGAGAGCCGGCGGCACGACCUCUCCCAGCACGCUGCGUACCAGGGCGAGCUGGAGACCCAGGCCGGGCAGCUCUCCAGCGAACUGUCCCAGCUGAAGGAGACCUGUGAGAAGGAGAAGGAGGCUUUGAGGCAACAGCUGGAGAUGCCGCCGUGUCGGCAGGAUAACCUGUACCUGCAGGAGAGCCGCCGGCUCUCCAUGGAGUUUGAAAGCUUUGUGGCCGAGAGCCGUCGGGGUCUGGAGGAGCACUACGAGCCUCAGCUGCUGCGGCUGCUGGAGAGACGCGAGGCGGGGGCGAAGGCACUGCAGGAGAUGCAGGGGCAGAUCCAGGGCAUGCGGGAAGCCCUGCGGCCCUUGCAGGGCGAGGUCAGCCGUCUGCGGCUGCAGAACCGCAGCCUGGAGGAGCAGAUCGUCCUCGUCAAGCAGAAGCGGGAUGAAGAAGUUGGGCAGUACCGGGAGCAGGUUGAGGAGCUGGAGGACAGGCUGAAGGAGCUGAAGAACGGAGUCCAGCUCCAACAGCGCAAGAACCAAGAACUGGAGGAGCUGCGGACCAGUCUCCACCGGGAGCUCUCCAUCUACAAGGGCUGCUUAGAAAUCUACGGACACCUUUGCAAAUCGGAAGAAAAAGCUGACCAGGACUGCUAGGAGUGAUGAACUUCUUGCUGUAGCAGCAGUAAAGGACAGAGGCACCUGCAGGGACGUCUCCUCUUGCUGCUCAUCCUGACGCACAGCAGCCACACAUCAGGAAUACCGGACAAUCAUUCACUUGUCUGUAUUUCUCAAGGCACUGCUGUCGUGAAACUGCUUUUCCACAAAGGAGCAGAAAGUACUUGCACUGAACAAUGGACGUGGAUGCAAAAGAACAGAUGUGUUUCGCUGUUUGGGAACGUCCCCGGUCGUGUUCCUGGGUGGGUCGGGUGAGCCUGUGCAGAAAGCGUUAUGGAAGGCAGGGGUACGGGUGGAUUUUUGAAGUUUACAUGCAAAGAAGCUCUACCCUUUAACAGGAUUUUCUUUUAUAUUCCAAGGCUCUCUACUGUUUUGGGGACAGGCUCCACCCCAGGCCACUGAAACAGUGUGUGGAGAUUAGGCUUCCACUUUAUGUAGUCUCACACUGAAAAUAAAGG